GGGAGGGGCGGCGGGGGGAACCGGGGCUGGAGCCGCCGCCGCUGCCGCCGCCGCCGCCGCCGCCGCCGCCGCCGCCGCCUCAGCGCCGGGGCCGCCUCACGAAGCCAGCGGGGAGGAGCUGGAGGAGGAAGCGGGGCUUGGGGAAGGCGAGGCGGGAGAAGCCGCCAUUGAGGACCCGGAGCUGGAGGCGAUCAAGGCCCGGGUGAGGGAGAUGGAGGAGGAGGCGGAAAAGCUGAAAGAGCUGCAGAACGAGGUGGAGAAGCAGAUGAACAUGAGCCCCCCUCCGGGCAAUGCCGGCCCGGUGAUCAUGUCCCUGGAGGAGAAAAUGGAGGCCGACGCUCGCUCCAUCUACGUCGGCAACGUGGAUUACGGCGCCACGGCCGAGGAGCUGGAGGCGCAUUUCCACGGCUGCGGCUCCGUCAAUCGCGUCACCAUCCUCUGCGACAAGUACAGCGGGCACCCCAAGGGCUUCGCCUACAUCGAGUUCUCCGACAAGGAGUCGGUGCGAACCUCCAUGGCGCUGGACGAGUCGCUCUUCCGCGGCCGACAGAUCAAGGUGAUCCCCAAGCGCACCAACCGCCCCGGGAUCAGCAGCACCGACCGCGGAUUCCCCCGGGGACGAUUCCGGGGCCGGGGGGGGGGGUUCGGCUCCCAGCGCUCCCGCUUCUACAGCGGCUACGCACGGCCCCGCGCCAGAGGCUACAGGGGCCGAUCCCGAGCCACCUCCUGGUACUCCCCGUAUUAAAAACAAAAACAAACAAAAAAAAAACCCCAAAAAACCCCAAAAUCACCCCAAAAACCACAACCCGCCCCUCCCCCACCCACCAAAAAAAAAAAACCCAAAAACCCCAAAAAAAACCCCAAAAAAAAUCCGAAAAAAAUCCCCAAAUUUUAUUUUUCAUCCUAAUUUUAAAUUUUUCAUUUUUCUUUAAUUUUUUUCCCCUUUUUUCACCCCAAAAAAAAAAUUCCCGAGUUUGUUUUUUUGCAGGUGGAGCCGAGGACGGAAAAAUAAAAAAUAAAACGUCAAAAAAA
Molecule: messenger RNA, 1032 nt
Organism: Poecile atricapillus (Black-capped chickadee)
Lineage: Eukaryota; Metazoa; Chordata; Aves; Passeriformes; Paridae
Gene: PABPN1
Product: poly(A) binding protein nuclear 1
Exons: 7
Coding region: 212-745 (177 amino acids)
Molecular function (GO): RNA binding
Source: RefSeq, a predicted model, not a curated record